Messenger RNA from Nyctereutes procyonoides (raccoon dog), 1382 nucleotides. It is a transcript of the gene MIXL1, whose product is annotated as Mix paired-like homeobox. The transcript has 3 exons. Gene Ontology annotation, biological process: endoderm formation; regulation of transcription by RNA polymerase II; hematopoietic progenitor cell differentiation. The record is from RefSeq and is a predicted model, not a curated record. Gene Ontology annotation, molecular function: DNA-binding transcription activator activity, RNA polymerase II-specific; RNA polymerase II cis-regulatory region sequence-specific DNA binding. Bases 1 to 534 code for a protein of 177 amino acids. NCBI's taxonomy places the organism in Eukaryota, Metazoa, Chordata, Mammalia, Carnivora, Canidae.
AUGCGCCGGGGAGGCCGGCGGAGGGCGGGGGCCGGGCUGCGGGACCACCGGGUACCGGGUCUGCCCGCGGGCGCGCCCGCCCCGUCGGCCUCGCAGCGCCGCAAGCGCACGUCGUUCAGCGCGGAGCAGCUGCAGCUGCUGGAGCUCGUGUUCCGCCGGACCAGGUACCCCGACAUCCACCUGCGCGAGCGCCUGGCGGCGCUCACCCUGCUGCCCGAGUCCAGGAUCCAGGUGUGGUUCCAGAACAGGCGCGCCAAGUCCAGGCGGCAGAGCGGGAAAUCCUUCCAGCCCCCUUCGGGGCCUGAGCUUUUCCUCCACCAAGCUCAGGAAGCGGAAGCGAAGCGUCUGAAGCCGCAGCUGCCUCUUGAAGUGGACGUGAACUGCCUGCCUGACGCCAACAGGGUUGGAGAGGGCGUUUCCCACCCCAGCAGCCAAGGUCAGAGCUUCGGAACCUAUUCUCCCCUCUCCGAUGACGCUGUCUCAAAGCUGGACUCAUGGGAGGAUCACAUCUUUUCUACCUUUGGUCACUCUUGAGUCAGGGCGAGGUCAGGAUAAGCUCUGAGGGGCUGUCACUGAGUUGGGCGACACAUGUCAGAAUGCUGUCCCUUCUGGCUCCCAUGCCGGGGACACGCGCGUCCUGGCCUCGGUGGGGGUUUUCACCAGCGUCUCUUGCCUGGGAAGCUCCCUCUCCUCAGCCUGUGAGCCUGGACCCGGUUCUCCUUCCUCCGAAGCCCCCUCCCUGCCAGGCCCUCAGUCUUUGGACCCGCGCAUCUCCAGAUCCGCGCCUCUGCUCCUUCAACCGUCUUGCCCUCACCUUCCGUCCUGCCCUCACUUUCCAACGGGCUUUGUCGGAACCCCUUGCACCCUUUACAGGAACACUGCAGCCAGGCUUCCUUUCCCCCUGGCCUUGAACUGACUUGAACCCUGUCCACGCCCUGUCCCCGAGACUUACUGCUCUUCUAGGUGGCCAGUCAUCUUUAGGCUCGAGCACGGCUCCAGUGAUUCUGCAUGCAGAUCAUUGCAAGAGCCCCCUUGGCAUCCCCCGGCUUUUCACACAUCUUCUCUUUAGAAAUCUGUAGUAGCCUCCAGUAGCCACCAGAUGGAAAAAAACCUUCUGACCCUUGCAGACAACCACCUGACACCUCCAGCCAUCAGGACAGCUGUGCAGAAUUCAAGGUCACUCGUGCACGGCUGUGCCUGUCUCCGGCCCCUCCUGAUUGUCAGGGACCUAACGAGUACCUGGUUCCUUCAGUCACUCAAAGGACCCCCCACCCCACAUCUGAACUGUCUUCUAAUCCUGAUCUUACUUACCUCUUACUCCAGCCGCACCAGCACUGCCUGUAGCACUUGCCAUUGUACCAGGUGCAACUUGGGUGGGUUAU